AUGGAACCUCCCAGCUACGUCUAUGCAGACACUCGCCAACGAGCUAGUAGCACAGGUUUAGGAACCUCAGCAUCAACCGCGCCUCCACCACCAAAAGCAGAUUCUGUACCGUUUGACUUCCAGUCGCAACUUGGACACAUGGUAUGGGAAGCAGGAACAAAGCAGGUGCAGGAUACAUUCAAAUCUUAUGGAAGAAUUGAUUUAUUUCGACCAUAUUUCGACGUGGAACCUAGUCAGGUGCGUAUUCGCCUCCUACGGUCAUUUGUGCCACGUCGGCCAUCUCAGAUGGUGACUUCUCCUGAUCUCUAUGGUCCAUCGAUGGUUGUUCUUACAAUGGUUGCAUUGCUUUUGUUUAACAUGAAAAGUAGCGGAUAUGUAGUUCCAAACGGUACCCUCAUGGGCACUUCAUUUUUUGCUUGCUUCGGCUCGUGGCUGUUCAUUAUCCGGACUACUCUACGUGCUCUGUUUCCUUUUCGGUGCUGA
Molecule: messenger RNA, 483 nt
Organism: Cooperia oncophora
Lineage: Eukaryota; Metazoa; Nematoda; Chromadorea; Rhabditida; Trichostrongylidae
Source: the annotation of a GenBank genome assembly